AUGGGCGGAUCGUCUGACAGCGAACAAGAGCAUCACCAACAGCCACCGGAUGCUGCGCGGCCUCCCGUGGACGCCACCAAUGGCUACCAGACGCGUCCUCCGCAUGUGUCUCGCGAUUAUAUGAAUGGUGUAUAUUAUCCCAGCUGGCUGGUGUACAAAGACAAGACGCCUGCGACUCUUGACGUUGGCAAUAUCACGCACAUCUUCUAUGCCUUUGUUGGUGUUAAUGAAGAUGGUUCUCUUCGAUGGAUCGAUGAGCACGCCGACUUAGUCAAGGAUGUCGAUGGCGAGAAAGGCGCUCUGCAUGCCCUUGCAAAACUCAAGCGCCAGAAUCCUCAUCUCAAGACUAUUGCUUCCAUAGGAGGAGGCGCCGAUAGCAAACAGUUUUGUACGCUGGCUGCCAGUCACAACGGGCGACAGACGCUUGCGAAGCAAGUCCGCCAUCUUUGCGACCGCUAUAAACUCGAUGGCGUUGAUAUUGAUUGGGAACACCCUAAAAACACGCACGAGGGUCAUGACUAUGUGAAGCUUCUCCAAGAGUGCCGCAAUGCCCUUCCCGAAAAGACUCAUCUUCUCACCACCGCUCUUCCGGUUGGUCAGUACAUUCUCAAGCAUAUCGAUCUCCGAGCAGUGUCUCACCUAGUCAAUUACAUCAACCUCAUGGCGUACGACUUCACCGGCUCCUGGACAAGUGUCUGCGGUAAUCAUGCGCAGCUGCAUUCCCCACGCGGCGGUCUCCAAUCUUCAUAUCCAGAACUCGGCGUGUGCGCGACAGAUGGCGUCGAGUACAUCUUAUCCAAAGGUGUCCCUAGUCGAAAACUUGUCUUUGGCGUUCCCGCUUAUGCAAGAUAUUUCCCCGUCGCCGAGGGACCAGGCUGCUCGACCGAAGGCGCAGGAGAAAUGGACUACUACGAGAUGCCGGAUGAAUGGGUAGACAAUGCCGUGGUUGAAGAAACAUCUGUGGCAGCUUGGUACGUAGAUCAAGAUAGUGAGAAAGGUUACAUCACGUUCGAUGUUCCGAGGACGGUAUAUAUGAAGGCCAAGUAUGUAACUCACAAACAUCUUGGGGGGCUGUUCUACUGGACGGGCACUGGUGACAAGCCUGGAAGGUUGAGCUUGGUGGCUGCGGGGAAGAGAGGGCUUGACGAAUAA
Trichoderma asperellum CBS 433.97 is the source of this 1152-nucleotide messenger RNA. RefSeq lists its product as uncharacterized. Gene Ontology annotation, molecular function: chitin binding; chitinase activity. Gene Ontology annotation, biological process: carbohydrate metabolic process; chitin catabolic process. NCBI's taxonomy places the organism in Eukaryota, Fungi, Ascomycota, Sordariomycetes, Hypocreales, Hypocreaceae. The record is from RefSeq and is a predicted model, not a curated record. Gene Ontology annotation, cellular component: extracellular region.